This is a messenger RNA of Entrophospora sp. SA101, 144 nucleotides long. The record is from the annotation of a GenBank genome assembly. NCBI's taxonomy places the organism in Eukaryota, Fungi, Glomeromycota, Glomeromycetes, Entrophosporales, Entrophosporaceae.
AUGGGAGAAGCCGCUGCUUUAAAGGUCAUUGGUGUUAAAAAACAUUUGGAAAGUCCUAUACAUGGAGGUUAUGAGGGAACCCUUAUACUUAUGCAUUUAAGUUUACAAUAUUUCAGAGAGAUAUUUCAUGCUCGUGUAACGUGA